AUGUCAGCUCACGAUUUUCAGAAGCAGCUGCGUACUAAACGAGUUGAACAAAAAUAUCAAUCUAACUUCCGAUGGAAUCCUCACGUUCCGAUCCAGACCAAAUAUAGACUCACCCACGGAUUCUAUCAAAUCCAAAAAGACACCCCUGUCAAAGUGUCAUUCUACAACUUUGCCUUCUCAUGCGUUCGAAAUGGAAUCGUGGAAUUCCUAAAGCCAUUUGUUAACUUUGCAAUGAUUCCAAAUAACCCGCACCCCGAGUCAAUUGCCGUCAUCUUUCUCCCAUCUAUCAAUCAUAAACUCUUUAUGAAAAAAAUGGCGCAGAGCAAAAAAUUCAUGAAGGAUAAUCAAUUCAACUUUGCACAAAUUAUGAACAAAAAAGAACCAAAACCUCUCAAUGACUUGCUCCUUCAACUGGGGAUUAAUAGUGAGACACAAAAUGUGUUUCGAAAAGCGAAAGAGUUCAAUUUCACCACAUUUUUUUCGGGACCACAACAGAUUCGAGAUCUGAUAGAAGCGGAUUUCGAUACAACGGAUCAUCGGAAUUUCAUCUCGCAAUUUUUGAUAGAUGGGAACUUUUGUUUGAAGGAUGGGAGGAAACUAGUCAACGACCAACUGGAAAAAAUGAGCGCCUUCCUCUCCUCUACCAGCAACUCCAAAGUGUUCUCCACACUAUUCCUAGAUGACUACGGUACUCAUAAAAGUUCUAUUGAUCAUGACUUAAGUGAAAUGCUCACCACUUUGAAUCACUCGCGGAUUUUUGAGAACACUACAUUGAUUGUCACUUCUUAUGAUUUAUCUGAUAAGGAUGUCACAAACGAGAAUGACAAGUACCCACUGUUUGCAGUGAGAUUGUCGGAUAAGUUUAUGAAAACUUACAGCGGGAAGCACUAUUUCAUGAAGAUGAAUUUCAAUAGACUCCUCUCAUCUCUCCAUUUCAACAACAUGCUUAUCGAACUAAUCAACCCGAACGAAAAACUUAACAGCACCCCGUUCAUAGUCCAACCAACAUGGAGGAACUGUGUAUCUGAGGGAAUCUCAGAGUUCUCAUGUAUUUGUAUGAAUAUGAAUCUCUCGUCUGGCUAUCCUGAAGAUUCCGAGAAGCAUUUCGUGAGCACUUUAAGAGAAAAGUUUACAAAAGAGGUGAAACGUCACAAGUGUGUAAAGUCAUUCGAAAUUGAGGACUACAAUUUUUUCUAUGACUAUUCCAUCAAUACCAAAAACGAGAUUCGAGGGGUGGAGCUUACAGGUUUCGUAAAUAUAACAGGACUGUCUGGCGAGAAAAGAUUAAUGCUGAAGAAGAUGUUCACAUUCAAACGAAAUUUCGAAUCGUUUCAAAGUUUUGACACGGCAAGAGUGAUAGUCGGACAUGAAGUCAAUAUUGGUAUAGCAAGGUGA
Molecule: messenger RNA, 1395 nt
Organism: Caenorhabditis remanei
Lineage: Eukaryota; Metazoa; Nematoda; Chromadorea; Rhabditida; Rhabditidae
Exons: 10
Coding region: 1-1395 (464 amino acids)
Source: RefSeq, a predicted model, not a curated record